This is a messenger RNA of Trematosphaeria pertusa, 819 nucleotides long. RefSeq names its product putative endonuclease LCL3. The transcript is spliced from 2 exons. Gene Ontology annotation, cellular component: mitochondrion; cytoplasm. The record is from RefSeq and is a predicted model, not a curated record. Lineage: Eukaryota; Fungi; Ascomycota; Dothideomycetes; Pleosporales; Trematosphaeriaceae. The coding region runs from base 1 to 819 and encodes 272 amino acids.
AUGCGAUGGCCUCUGUCGGGCGACGACGAUGAUAAGAAGAAAUCCAGUUUCGCGGCCUCGGUCGAAAGAUUGAAGUCGACUGACUGGUCUUCUACGUUCACAGAUCCUCGCACGCUCGGUCCGUCUCUGGUGUUGACGGUCUCCGUUGUUGCGAUUCUCCGCCUAUACAAAUCAUACCUUCGACGCAUUCCGAGCGUCAGUCACAUCAAACCGAACUACUUCCGCCGACGAAGCUUGUUCGGUCAGGUCACAAGUGUUGGAGAUGCCGACAACUUCAGACUGUUCCACACACCUGGAGGGAGGAUAGCUGGGUGGGGCUGGCUGCCGUGGAAGAAAGUGCCAACUACGAGAGAAGGGCUGGCGAACAAAACGAUACACAUACGAAUUGCUGGCGUCGACGCUCCUGAACUAGCACACUGGGGACGAGAAGCGCAGCCCUAUUCGCAAGAAGCGCUCGACUGGCUCACGAAGUAUAUCCUGAAUCGGCGGGUGCGGGCGUACAUCUACAGGCGUGACCAGUACGACAGAGUGGUGGCCCAGGUUUAUGUGCGGAAUGGGUUAUUCAGGAGAGACGUGGGAUUGGAGAUGCUGAGAAAUGGUCUUGCAAGUGUCUAUGAGGCAAAAACUGGGUCUGAAUUCGGCAACUUCGAACAACGGUACCGCGAGGCUGAGGAGAGAGCCAAAGAGAAGAAGAUUGGCAUGUGGACGAACCCGGGCAUACUAAGACGAUUGCUCGGGGAAUCCGCAAAGAAGCCGGAGAGCCCACGGGAGUAUAAGACACGACAUGCAGCAGCAGAGAAACAAAAGAAGACUACAUGA